UAGCGCAACCCAUCGGCCGGCCUCGUCUCUGGACACUCUCCCGACCAAAGCUCCCACCUUUUCGAUCCAUUUCCUCGCAAGCUUCCUCCUUUCGAUCAGGGCUUAGAUGGGAGUUUGAUUCCCCGUGGCUUUUUGAUGCGAAGCGGGAGGGGGAUUAUGAUUUGGAGCUGUGAUUUUGAUUGAUUUUUCCUUUUUUUUUUGUUGGUUUUUUGUUGGAUUUUGAUUUGUGAGAGAUGGGGUGUUUUCCAUGCUUGGAAUCGAAGGAGGAAGAGGAUUUUAAUGGCGGGAGCGUCAAGACUGAGAAGAGGGAAGAGCGGCCCAUGGCCCCUCCCAGGAUCGAUAGAGUGGGCACUGUGGAUAGGGUCAAAGCAAGAACACAAGCGGUUGGUCCUUCAGUUAGUUCAAAAAAGGAAUUGGGAAUUCAGAAAGAGAUUGCUGGUGUUAAUAUAUCUGCUCAGACUUUCACUUUCCGGGAACUUGCAGCUGCUACAAAGAACUUUAGACCAGAUUGCUUUUUAGGGGAAGGUGGAUUUGGACGGGUGUAUAAAGGACGUUUAGAGAGCACUGGACAGAUUGUAGCCAUAAAACAACUGGACAGAAAUGGGCUCCAAGGAAAUAGAGAGUUUCUUGUAGAGGUCCUGAUGCUUAGUCUGUUGCAUCACCCUAAUCUUGUUAAUUUGAUCGGUUACUGUGCUGAUGGAGAUCAACGCCUUCUCGUGUAUGAGUUCAUGCCUUUGGGGUCAUUGGAGGAUCAUUUACAUGAUCUUCCUCCUGAGAAGGAAGCACUCGAUUGGAAUACAAGAAUGAAGAUUGCAGCUGGUGCGGCCAAAGGGUUGGAGUACCUCCAUGAUAAAGCAAAUCCACCGGUCAUUUAUAGGGACUUCAAGUCAUCGAACAUAUUACUGGAUGAGGGUUUCCAUCCUAAGUUAUCUGAUUUUGGGCUUGCAAAACUGGGCCCUACUGGUGAUAAGUCCCAUGUCUCGACACGAGUGAUGGGAACUUAUGGAUAUUGUGCUCCGGAGUAUGCUAUGACUGGCCAACUGACUGUUAAGUCCGAUGUCUACAGUUUUGGAGUUGUAUUCUUGGAGCUCAUUACCGGACGGAAGGCCAUUGAUAGCACCAAAGAACAUGGCGAACAGAAUCUUGUUGCAUGGGCGAGGCCCAUGUUCAAUGACAGGAGGAAACUCCCAAAGCUGGCCGAUCCAAAGCUGCAAGGACGAUUUCCUAUGCGUGGGCUCUACCAAGCUCUCGCGAUUGCUUCCAUGUGUAUCCAAGAACAAGCGGCCUCUCGGCCUCUCAUUGCUGACGUUGUGACCGCCUUAUCCUACUUGGCAUCCCAAGGUUAUGACCCCAGUGAUAAAGGAAGAAGCCGCAGCAGUGUGCCGGAUGAAACCAAGGUUGGUCGAAUUGUAGCAAAGGCCGACGAGAGCAGUGGAUCAGGGCGUAGGUUGGAAUUAGACUCGGAAAAAGAAGACUCGCCGAGGGAGAUCAUGAGCAUUUUGAAUAAAGGUUUCGAUCGGGAGCGGGCGGUGGCUGAGGCCAAGUUAUGGGGCGAGAAUUGGCGGGAAAAACAUCGGCAAGGAAAUAAAGAUUCUGCAAAUGCAAAUGGAUAGAACUAUCUCUUACUUACCCAAAAAAAAAAGAAAAUAAAAUGCAGAUGGAUAGAGUAUAAUGCAAGCACUUGCUCUGCUUUUUUAUUAAAUUGUCUUAUGAGAAGUGUUUGUUUACUGAAAAAAAAGGGCGAGGUUUUUAACAUGUUAGCUUUCUUGAGUGUAUGUAAUAUUCAGAGGCAGGAAGAAGGCAUGUGAUGUGGCAACUGAGAAACUCUUUUCUGCUGGUUGCUUAUUGUGGUGUUAUGAAAAUUCUUAGAAAUUUUGUGGUUUGUUUUGAAAAGCAAUAAGCAAAGCAUGUCUUUUGAAUUUCACUUGGCAUGAUUGUUUAA
Messenger RNA from Dioscorea cayenensis subsp. rotundata (Guinea yam), 1942 nucleotides. Its product is annotated as serine/threonine-protein kinase PBS1-like. NCBI's taxonomy places the organism in Eukaryota, Viridiplantae, Streptophyta, Magnoliopsida, Dioscoreales, Dioscoreaceae. Gene Ontology annotation, molecular function: protein kinase activity; ATP binding. The transcript is spliced from 5 exons. Gene Ontology annotation, biological process: protein phosphorylation. Bases 234 to 1613 code for a protein of 459 amino acids. The record is from RefSeq and is a predicted model, not a curated record.